GAUUGAGAGAGGAGACGUACUGGUGCUAAUAACAAGAAGUACUCCUACAUAAAGAGAGAGAGAGCUAGCUAAGGGAGUACCGACCGAAAAAGCAGAAACAGCCUGCCUGACCCCAAAAAAAUGGAGGAAGGCGUCGUCGGUGGGGGCGGCGCUGCCGUUCUUGUUGCCUUGCUCGUGACCGUGGUGUUGGCGGUGAUGAGGUCAGCUGGAAGCAGAAGCAGCAAGCGCGGUCGGCUGCCCCCGAGUCCCAUGGCGCUGCCCAUCAUCGGCCACCUCCACCUCAUCCGGCCGCCACCCCACCGCGCCUUCGACCGCAUCCUCGCCCGCCACGGGCCCCUCGUCUACCUCCGCCUCGGGCCCUCCACGCACUGCGUCGUGAUCGGCUCGGCCGACGUGGCGCGCGACUUCCUCAAGUUCGAGGCCAGCAUCCCAGAGCGGCCGCCCACGGCGGUGACGCGACAGCUGGCGUACGGCAAGGCCGGGUUCGCGUUCGCGCCCUACGGGGCCUACUGGCGGUUCGUGAAGCGGCUGUGCAUGUCUGAGCUGCUGGGCCCGCGCACCGUGGAGCUGCUCCGCCCCGUCCGUGCCGCGGAGCUGGCGGACGUGCUGCGCGCGGCGCAGUCGGCGGCGGAGAGGGGCGAGGGCGUCGACAUGAGCCACGAGCUGGUCCGCAUGGCGAACAACAGCAUCAUGAGGAUGGUGGCGAGCGCUCUGCCUGGCGAGAUGGCGGAGGCGGCGAGGGACUGCGCCAAGCAGGUGGCGGAGCUGGUGGGGGCGUUCAACGCGGAGGACUUCGUGGCGGUGUGCCGGGGCUGGGACCUGCAGGGGAUCGGGCGGAGGACCAACGAGGUGCACGCCAGGUUCGACGCGCUGCUGGAGACCAUCAUCGAGGCCAAGGAGGAGGCGCGGAGGCGGAGCCUAAGGCUGGGCCGGCGGGAGAGUAGCAGCAAGGACCUGCUGGACAUGCUCAUGGACGCGGCGGAGGACGACACCGCGGAGGUCAAGCUCACCAGGGACAACAUCAAGGCCUUCGUCCUCGACAUCUUCACCGCCGGGUCGGACACGACGGCCACCACCGUGGAGUGGAUGCUGGCGGAGCUGGUUAACCACCCGGAGUGCAUGGCGAAGCUGCGGGGCGAGCUGGACGCGGUGGUGGGCAGGUCGCGUCUGGUGGGAGAGCAGGACGUGGCCAGGCUGCCCUACCUGCAGGCGGUGCUCAAGGAGACGUUGCGCCUCCGCCCCCCCGCGGUGUUUGCGCAGCGCGUCACUGUGGAGCCCGUCCAGGUGCGCGGCUACACCAUCCCCACCGACACCCAGGUCUUCUUCAACAUCUUCUCCAUUGGCCGCGACGCCACCUACUGGGACCAACCGCUCCACUUCCGCCCCGACCGCUUCCUUCCCGACGGCGCCGGCGCCACCGUCGACCCCAAGGGCCAGCACCCGCAGCUCAUGCCCUUCGGGAGCGGCCGCCGCGCCUGCCCCGGUAUGGGCCUCGCCAUGCAGGCCGUCCCGGCGUUCCUGGCCGCGCUUGUGCAGUGCUUUGACUGGGCGCCGCCGCCGUCGCAGCCGCUGCCGCUUGACAUGGAGGAGGCGGCGGGGCUCGUGUCCGCCCGCAAGCACCCGCUCCUCCUCCUCCCAACGCCGCGCAUCCAACCGCUCCCUUCCUUCUACUCCUGAGCAUCCUCGAUCGUCGAUACGUACACCUGCGAGCCUGCGAUCCUGAUCCAUCCAUUUGUUUUUGUUGACUUGUUACUAGCACCUGCUUUGUUUUACGUACCUCACAUCAAAUAAUUCUUAUUCAACUCAAAAUUAAGCUACAAGUAAGCUAUCUCAUUUUGAGUCAAUGAGUAGAACAAAAUAUCAUGGGCAGGGGCUCGACCUUGUUUGGUCCUACUCAUGGCCACCCUGCUCAUAUCUACUUGGCUUUUAGCAACCCUUAUCCUUGGAGAAGAAAAUUAAAGAGAGGAGGUGCAAUGUAAAACAAUUUAUAAAUAAAACUAGACCAAAGUGAAAAGGUUUGGUUCAAA
This is a messenger RNA of Oryza sativa Japonica Group (Japanese rice), 2027 nucleotides long. RefSeq names its product cytochrome P450 93G2-like. Lineage: Eukaryota; Viridiplantae; Streptophyta; Magnoliopsida; Poales; Poaceae. Gene Ontology annotation, molecular function: heme binding; iron ion binding; monooxygenase activity. The record is from RefSeq and is a predicted model, not a curated record.